Messenger RNA from Perkinsus marinus ATCC 50983, 589 nucleotides. RefSeq lists its product as hypothetical. The record is from RefSeq and is a predicted model, not a curated record. The annotation marks the transcript as partial. Lineage: Eukaryota; Perkinsozoa; Perkinsida; Perkinsidae. The transcript is spliced from 5 exons.
AUUUCCCACUCUCUCAACGGCAGAGAACUACAGGUAUUGGAAGGACCGGGGCAUCGAUCGCUUGAUGCCUCGCGUAUUUCCGAUCAAGUUGCCCGAGUGGAGAAAAUUGGAUCCUAGAUUCAGGGAGUAUCUUUUCUUCCUUCAUUCGUUGGAUCCCGCGAGGUUCACUAUCAGUCGAAUAGCAGAGAGAUAUGGUCUCCGGGAGAGGGAUGUUCGAGUGGCGAUCAAACGCUAUGGUGCUGGAUACUACCUCUGCCGGACUGGCUUGACAAAGCUGAAGGAUAAACAAGAAGAUCGGACUGAGAAAAUUGAACUGGCGAAAGAGCAAAAUUUUGCUAAACACGUUGGAUACGAUGUGGUUGGUCACCAAGGUCACGAUCCGGAGUCUGACGACGAGUUCGAAGGAUGGAGGAGUCUCAAGGACUGGGUCCGUCAGCAGUCAGUAGAGGUGGGGAGUAUGUCGGCUUUCCCGAUGCCGGCAAAGAGAGAUCCUCUGCCUAAGCGAGUGGACAUCGAUAUGGUGGUCCACAAUGAUAGUGAGUGUCAAAUUAUCAACUGGAUAGAUCCACAUGACAAAGUGACUUUCUGA